Molecule: messenger RNA, 714 nt
Organism: Paramecium sonneborni
Lineage: Eukaryota; Ciliophora; Oligohymenophorea; Peniculida; Parameciidae
Source: the annotation of a GenBank genome assembly
AUGAAAAUAGAAAGAGUUAUCACUUACAUUUUUUUCUUGUUGAUUUUAUUUGAUGUUUUAAGACCUCAACCACAUUCAUCAUAAUAGACAUAAUAAUCACAAGAAGAAUAGUUAUAAACAUAAACAUAAAUAAAUUAAGAUUAAGAUUAAGAUCAAUAAAAAGAAAGAACUAUUUAAGAAGAUAUUGAUUUAGAAAAUGCAGAAUAUAUUGAAUCAACAUUACCUAUUAAUAUUGAAAUAUUUUAUUGUAAUCGAACAGGAUUACAUACAUAAUAUUAAGAAUUGGAAAGAAAUAUCUACCUCACAUUUCCAAAAAAUAAAAAUUUAAAUGUAAAUCCUGGAGAAUAUCCAGUGCCUGAAAUAAAUUAAUAAUUAUCAAAGGUUAUUAAAAUAAAAAUGAUAUUUUUAGUUUGUUAAUUAUGGUUAAUAUGCAUUGAUGGCAGCUAUGUUUUUCCAUAAAUAAUUAUUUGCAAUGUUUUCUUUACCUGUACCUGCUAUUGUUGAAAAAAUAGUGGAAAAGAAAAUGUUUGUUUUAAUUGGAGCUAUUUUUCUAGUCCAAUAAUUACAAAAUUCAUUACUUACCACAGGUAAAAUGAUGGUUUAUGUGGAUUCUAAACUAAUUUUGGAUUAAGCAGCUCCAAUAUAAAUAGAUAAAGUGUUUUAAUUAAUAAAAACUGAGUUAUUAUAAUUAUAAUGAAACCAAUAUUUCGUGGA